AUCUCCGGGCGCCGGGAGCAGCUGGUUCCUCCGAGCGGCGCUAUGAGCGCGGAUGAUGAGCUGAGUCUGCUGGUCAUCGUCAUUGACACCAACCCUAUCUGGUGGGGAAAGAAGGCGCUGGGAGAAGCUGAGUUCACCCUAUCAAAAUGCAUUGAUGCAGCGAUGGUACUGGGAAAUUCGCACUUAUUUAUGAAUCGCACCAACAGACUUGCUGUAAUAGCAAGUCACACGCAAGAAAGCCGUUUCUUGUACCCUGGAAAGCGUUGGGCUUUUGCAGAUCUCUUUGGAGAUGGUGGUAGUUCCAUGGAAUCUAACUGCUCUGGCAGCAAGGAUGGAAAAUAUGAAUUGUUAACAGCAAUAAAUGAUGCAAUUGCUGAAGAGAUUAAAGACCUCAUGACAAAAACUGACAUGAGGGGCCAGCAAACAGAAACUCUGUUAGCAGGAUCACUUGCUAAAGCACUUUGUUAUAUCAACAAGAUGAGCAAAGAGGUAAAAGCCAAUCAAGAAAUGAAAUCAAGGAUUUUGGUCAUAAAAGCAGCAGAAGACAGUGCAUUGCAAUAUAUGAAUUUCAUGAAUGUGAUCUUUGCAGCACAGAAACAGAGUAUUUUGAUUGAUGCCUGUGUCUUGGACUCUGAUUCAGGUCUUCUACAACAGGCUUGUGACAUUACGGGUGGCAUAUAUUUGAAAGUGCCCCACAUGCCAUCUCUUCUGCAGUAUUUGUUGUGGGUAUUUCUCCCUGAUCAAGAGCAAAGAUCACAGCUUGUCCUUCCACCUCCUAUUCAUGUUGACUACAGAGCUGCAUGCUUCUGUCAUCGAAAUCUUAUUGAAAUUGGUUACGUGUGCUCUGUGUGCUUGUCAAUAUUCUGCAACUUCAGUCCUAUUUGUAGUACGUGCGAGACUGCUUUCAAAAUAUCACUGCCACCUGUCAUGAAAGCUAAGAAGAAAAAAUUAAAGUUAGCUGUGUAAAAACAUUAUGUAAAUACAUCAUUACCUCCUCCAGUAAUUCCAUGAAAUGGAAUAUACGUGAGAAAUUGAUGGCACUUUUUAUUGGAUAUGAAAGAGAACUGUAUGCAGUGUUACUACUUGUUUCUUAAGGGAUAAAUAUUUAAAUCGUGUAUUUCCUACACAGCCCUUUAAGUAACAAAUCACUGUCUUACCGUGUACCUGUGGUGUUUUAAAUACUAAGUCUUAAUUUCCAAAGUUACAGCCUGUUAAGAGACAGACCUUGUAAAGUAGAAGGUAUUCUGGCCACUGCAAAGUUUCACACCUCCAGGUUAUUUUCAAAGACAAGAAAGCUCUGAUUCUUUUUGUAUGUUGGUGUUAAAGGUAAGAAUGCCCAUUGUUGGUGUUAAAGGUAAGAAUG
Molecule: messenger RNA, 1363 nt
Organism: Gavia stellata (red-throated loon)
Lineage: Eukaryota; Metazoa; Chordata; Aves; Gaviiformes; Gaviidae
Gene: GTF2H3
Product: general transcription factor IIH subunit 3
Exons: 13
Coding region: 43-966 (307 amino acids)
Biological process (GO): nucleotide-excision repair; regulation of DNA-templated transcription
Cellular component (GO): transcription factor TFIIH holo complex; transcription factor TFIIH core complex
Source: RefSeq, a predicted model, not a curated record